Messenger RNA from Rhodotorula toruloides NP11, 501 nucleotides. Its product is annotated as NADH dehydrogenase (ubiquinone) 1 beta subcomplex 8. The record is from RefSeq and is a predicted model, not a curated record. Lineage: Eukaryota; Fungi; Basidiomycota; Microbotryomycetes; Sporidiobolales; Sporidiobolaceae. Bases 1 to 501 code for a protein of 166 amino acids. The transcript is spliced from 4 exons. Gene Ontology annotation, cellular component: mitochondrion.
AUGCUCGCUCGCUCCCUCUUGCGGCGCUCGGCUGCGACUCUGUCGAGGUCGUACGCUACCCACGCACCCGACGGACUCCCUCCCGUGCCCAAGUCGGCCACCAUCAAGACCAGCGAGUAUGAUCCGGCCGACGAACCCGCCCUCGCAGACAUGAAGUAUCCCAAGAUGUAUGAGGAGUCGAGGCAGUUGAGGCAGAAUCCGUUCCAGUACUGGGACAAGCAGGAGCGUGUCAACUUCGGCGAGCCCGUCCCCCUGAACGACGACUUGCAGAGCAUGUGGGCGCCCGACUACCACAAGAUCGCGCCGUCGUCGGCACUCCUCCAGCUGGGCAUGGCGUUCAGCUUGAUCGGCCUCUUUGCGUUCGCCGUGGCCGAGACUCGUCCCGAUGCACCCGCUCUUCCCCGCGCAUACCCCUACGACGGCCUCGUCAAGGAGCUCUCCGGCACCGACGACCCCCAGUUCGCCGCCCGGACGGACGCCGAGAACCAGGUCGACGAGUAA